ACYUCUGGAAAGAAUCUCAAUAACAAGGAGAUGAGCAAUAAAAAUAGACAGUUGACCACUGGCAGCCCCAGACCUAUCCAAGACCCACCAUCUUUUUUUAUUUUUUUAAAACAGCUGGACCAGAUAAUUAUUCAUCAGCAAGUGGAGCUUCUGGAAGCCAUACUUGGCACAGAGACCUCCAGCAAAUACGAGAUAAAAAACCRUUUGGGACAAAGAGUUUACUUUGCAGUGGAAGAGAACGACUGUUUUGACCGCAAGCUGUGCUCACCGCUGAGGUCYUUCACCAUCAGGAUUGCGGACAGCACGGGCCGGGAGGUGAUCCGAGUGAUCAGACCCUUGAGGUGCAACAGCUGCUGCUUCCCCUGCUUCCUGCAGGAGCUAGAAGUUCAGUCCCCGCCAGGCACAAUAGCUGGGUAUGUUGUCCAGAACUGGGACCCUUUUCUGCCAAAGUUUACUAUACAGAAUGAAAGUAAAGAAGAUGUACUAAAAAUAAUYGGUCCAUGUGCAACCUGUGGCUGUUUUGAUGAUGUUGACUUUGAGGUAAAAGCUCUCAGUGAGAUGACAACGAUUGGCAAAAUUUCCAAGUACUGGUCUGGAUUUGUCAACAAUGUCUUUACCAACACYGCCAACUUUGGGAUCCAGGUCCCUGUAGAUCUCGAUGUGAGGAUCAAGGCAGUAUUGAUUGGUGCUUGUUUCCUCAUUGACUUAAUGUUCUUUGAAAMCUCUUUGGAUGGAUUAUAACAAGAUGACAGAAACAAUGAAAUAUGCAGAAUGUGUUUCAGUAGGUAGAAAUGAACAUAAAUUGAUCUUCUUGCUUUGAAGACUUACACAUUUCUAAUUMUUUUUCAUUUUCUUCCAGAAAUCGCUUGAGCUUUGGACAUGAUUUUGAACUGCAAAAAUCCUUGUUCCUUAUAGGAAAAGACAGGAUCUAAUGAUGAUGUUUAUUAAAAUACGUCUCAUGUAAAUAAUAAUUUCCCACUUACAUUUUAUAUGUGCUAUAACUAAACACAUAGUUUUCACAAAAAGCACAGUUGCUUUGGAACAGUGCUAUUCUCUUCUUUCUCUUUUGAUGUUCCUGCAUGGGAAAUCAUGAAAGAUUAGAUGAAGGCUUGCAGCAUCGCUGAUGAAAGUCUAUGUUUAGAGAAGCCUUUGAUGUUUUGCAAGUGCUGGUACCAGUUACUAACCACAUGAGGGUGUGUUCUGSGGGUUUUGCUUUUUUAUAAUUUUGGAAGUAAUUUUCUGAUUUGUUAUUUAAUUAAUAGCAACAAACUGRCAUUGAAAGUAACAAAUAUAAAGACAUACCCGAUGGGAAGUUCGAGAUGUCUGUUUCAGUGAGUUGGAAKAAGGGAAGUUAUGUUUGACAGUAAACUGAUUUUAUGACAAAGAUUGUUUUAAUGAGUAGCARCCAGAAAUUAUGCUUCCAGCCCUAGACUUGGGAAUGUAAGGUCUGUUCAGAAAAUCUGAUCUUCCACUAUUUCCACUGAAGGCAGGCCGUGGAUAAAGUUUGAGAGAUGGUCCUUCAUGUGCCUGAGGCUCACAAAUCAUUUCCUCUGUACUAUCUGSUGUUAAGGAUCCUUGCUGCCACCUACUCAAGGCUUUCCUUGAAAGGUCUGUUCCUCUUUGUAAUAUCUGGUGGCUGAUAAUUUUUCAUUCAGACUUGCCUGAGGCCACCCUGGAAUGGAAUUUUUUCCAUUGGCAAGCUCACGUAUUUUGUAUGAUGACUGUGCAAAAGGAGCUUUUUGUAGUUCAGCAGUUUCACAUACUGUUCAUUCCUGCAGUCACACCUCAUCACACUGUUCCCAAACAGUCCCACAACAGCUCUUACUAAUACAGGCUUCCUUUGUAGGAAUGACAAAUAGGCAAGACAUAAACAGAUUUUUUUGCUGUAGUUGCAAAAAUAUUUGCUGUAUGAACUUGCUUGUGCCUCUCARAAACUCCAGUGGCUCCUUCAAGGAGCAAAUCAAUGCCAUAAAAUAUUGGUGAUAAACCCAAUUGCUCUCACAGUCACCAGUCAAGUUUCUACGGGGAACAUUUUACAAAUCAUUAGAAAUGCUUGAUUUUUUUUUUCUUAGUGUCAACCAGUAAUUCAAUUCUUGCAAACAACCAACACAUCAACGGAAAGAGAGGAGAUAAUGAAUAAUUCAUAAAAAUGAAAAAGAGCUAAAUUUAUCAGGUGAUUAAUUCUCAACAAAUAUUUAGACUAAUUUUAAAUUAAUGUUCAUGGAUAUGAAUUCAAACACAGUGAAGUCAGGAAGUUGCAACUUACGUUCCCAUAGUGAAAUUAACUCAGGAAUGCUUAUAGAUUUAAACAGUAUGUUUUAGAUUAUAUACCACAUUUAGGUAUUUAUACAGAUUUACAUAUGUCUUGAAAAUAAUUGUGSUUAACAAGCUCUGACAAUCAUCAUUAUCUGUUAACCCUUUCAUUCCUGGCUCUCGCUGUGGCUCGUAGCAGUGCAAUCAGGCUGCAAUUGGGARCUCACGGAACCGCUGCUGCCUCCUUUGCCAGGAAGAAGAAUCCUGUGAGCUUCGUGGGCAGGACGCUCCCUCGUGUGGAUUUGCAGAGGAAUACAGGAUGCUUUUUGCUAUUCUCGCAAUCUCACACUGGUGUCGUUCUGUUAAAUUCAGCUCUUGCACUCCUGACUGUAGACUGAGAAAAAG
Messenger RNA from Malurus melanocephalus (red-backed fairy wren), 2658 nucleotides. RefSeq names its product phospholipid scramblase family member 5-like. The transcript has 5 exons. Gene Ontology annotation, cellular component: plasma membrane. Lineage: Eukaryota; Metazoa; Chordata; Aves; Passeriformes; Maluridae. Gene Ontology annotation, molecular function: phospholipid scramblase activity. The coding region runs from base 31 to 741 and encodes 236 amino acids. Gene Ontology annotation, biological process: plasma membrane phospholipid scrambling. The record is from RefSeq and is a predicted model, not a curated record.